AUGGUGACUUACUUCAAGGACGGUUGUGUUGUUAUAACUGGUGCUGCGUCUGGUAUUGGCAGAGAGACCGCACGUGUCUUUGCCCGCGAUGGUUGUAUACGACUCUUUCUUGGCGACCUGUCAAUAGAUGGGCUUUCAGAGACCAAGAAUUGGAUUCUGUCAGAACACCCAACGGCAAACAUAGAGGUUGCCGUCGUAAACAUUGCCGACGAAGAAGCCGUGGAAAAGUUUGUCCAAGGCGCUGUUACUGCGUUUGGUCACAUCGACUUCGCUGUAAACGCAGCGGGUUUUGCCCACAAGGCAGCCUCGGUGGUAGAUCUCAGUGAUGGUGAUUGGGAGAAGUCCUACAAAGUAAACCUGCGGGGGACGUUUCUCUGCGAGCGCGCAUUACUCCGUCAAAUGAUUCGCCAAAAGCCCCUACCCGGCUACGAAUGUCGUGCAAGUAUUGUAAAUAUCACUAGUCUAUGUGCCACUAUCUCAAUUCCAGGCCUGACAGCAUACUCGGCAAGUAAAGGGGGAGUUCUUGGUAUGAGUAAGACCGACGCUCUCGAUUACGGGCCGGAUAAAAUCAGAAUCAACUGCAUCGCACCUGGAACUAUCGAGACUCCUAUGUCUUUGAAUUCUUUGGGAGCGGAUUAUCUGAAAGCAAACGCGAAGCUGACGCCGUUGAAUCGGAAUGGCCAGCCAGAAGACGUUGCAAAUGCUGUCGCUUGGCUUUCAUCUCCGCAUGCAGGGUUUAUUACCGGCAUCACUCUGCCUGUUGAUGGAGGUUUGAACUUAUACACUGGUCCACCUGUAUGA
Molecule: messenger RNA, 801 nt
Organism: Lachnellula hyalina
Lineage: Eukaryota; Fungi; Ascomycota; Leotiomycetes; Helotiales; Lachnaceae
Product: putative oxidoreductase
Exons: 3
Coding region: 1-801 (266 amino acids)
Source: RefSeq, a predicted model, not a curated record